Aphidius gifuensis is the source of this 1016-nucleotide messenger RNA. It is a transcript of the gene RabX6, whose product is annotated as ras-related protein Rab-18. The transcript is spliced from 4 exons. Bases 191 to 814 code for a protein of 207 amino acids. Lineage: Eukaryota; Metazoa; Arthropoda; Insecta; Hymenoptera; Braconidae. The record is from RefSeq and is a predicted model, not a curated record. Gene Ontology annotation, molecular function: GTPase activity; GTP binding.
UUCAAUUAUAUUAUUGGAAUUUUAAUUUUUUUUUUUUGUUGACAAAAUUAUUCGAUAAGGUCAUGCUUUUGAUAUUUAAAAUUUGAAUAAAAAUUAUUAUAAAUUUUUAAAUGUGAAAAAAUCUAAUUUUCAUCUAGGAAUUUUUAGAUUGAAUUUAUAAAUAAUAAAUUUAUCUUUAUCAUAAUUUAAGAUGGCAACAUUAAAAGUAACUGAACAAAAAGUAAUUCUUUGUGGUGAAUAUGGUGUUGGUAAAUCAUCAAUAUUUCGACGUUUUGCAAAUGAUACAUUUGUAUCAAAUAGCGAUAGAAAAUCAACUCUUGGUCUAGACAAUAUUGACAAAGAAUAUAUCAUCGACAAUAAAAGGAUCAAACUACAAUUGUGGGAUACUGGUGGCAUGGAAAGAGUUGCAUCAGUAACAUCAAGUUACUACAAAUUUGCAGAAGCAGCUGUCCUUGUAUUUGCCUUAGACAAUUCAUCAUCAUUUCAUUUGUUAUCACAACACUUGCUUGACAUUGUAACAUAUGCUGAAAAUGCUAAAAUUUUUUUAUGUGGUAAUAAAAUGGAUGUUGAUAAUAAUGGUCCACAAGUAACUGAUGCAGAAAUGGAACAAUUUUGUGAACAAUGCCAUAAUUUAAUAUCUGCAACUUACAAAACAACCUGUAAAACUGGUGAAGGCAUUAAUGAAAUGUUUGAAGACAUUGCUCAACAUUUGGUAGAUGCAAAUAGAUCAAGAAUUGGACUUCAUGAUAUGGAUGAAGAUCAUUUUAAAAUAUCAUACAUUGACGAUACAAAUGAUCCAACUUGCAUGUGCUAAUUUGUUUUUUUUUUUUCUAAAUUAUAAAUUAUCAUUUGUUGUGUAUUUUUAGCUUUUUAAAUAAUAAAUAUAUAUCGUACUUAUCACAGUUGCCAAAUAAUAAAAACACCAAUUUAUUUGUUCGUUUUUUUAUAAUUGUUUUUAUCAUACAAAUAUUUAUACACAUUGGCAUUUUAACAGUGGUGCAUUAAUCAUCAACCAG